Molecule: messenger RNA, 1416 nt
Organism: Phalaenopsis equestris
Lineage: Eukaryota; Viridiplantae; Streptophyta; Magnoliopsida; Asparagales; Orchidaceae
Product: actin-related protein 4
Exons: 19
Coding region: 124-1416 (430 amino acids)
Biological process (GO): regulation of transcription by RNA polymerase II
Cellular component (GO): NuA4 histone acetyltransferase complex; SWI/SNF complex
Molecular function (GO): chromatin binding
Source: RefSeq, a predicted model, not a curated record
AUUUAGCUCUAUUUCUUCCCGGCUUCUCGGUAUCUACCAGCUUUCUUCUUAACCUGUAUUUUGCAGGUUUCAGGUGCAGGGAUUUUUUCACUGCUAUAGUUCGUUGCUAUCAAGUAGGACGCCAUGUAUGGAGGCGACGAAGUAUCGGCAAUAGUCAUUGAUUUAGGUUCUCACACCUGCAAAGCUGGUUAUGCUGGUGAAGAUGCUCCCAAGGCAGUCUUUCCCUCUGUGGUUGGAUCAAUUGAGCAGCUAGAAGCGGUAAAUGGUGCUAAGCUUGACAAAGGAUUGGAAUCCAUUUCUGAUCCUAAAGGCGGACUAAAGGGAUUUGAUUCAGAGAAAUCUAAAACAAAAAGAAAAUUGUAUGUUGGAUCCCAGGCCUUAGGCUUUAGAAGAGACUAUAUGGAGGUGAUAUCACCUUUUAAAGAUGGAGUUGUUACUGAUUGGGAUAUUGUUGAUAACAUUUGGGCUCAUGCCUUCAAGGAAAGGUUACUAAUUGAUCCGAAGGAACAUCCAAUGCUAAUUGCAGAGCCAACCUCAAAUUCUCUACAGCAGAGAGAGAGGACGGCUGAGCUCAUGUUUGAGAAUUACAAAGUUCCUGCGUUGUUUGUAGCAAAAAAUGCUGUUCUUACAUCGUUUGCUUCUGGGAGAGCUACUUCUCUUGUUGUUGAUAGUGGAGGUGGAUCGACCACUGUAGCCCCUGUACAGGAUGGUUAUGUACUUCAGAAGGGCGUUGCUACGUCUCCAAUCGGAGGUGAAUUCCUAACCGAGUGCAUGAUGAAAAGCUUGGAGAGCAAAGGCAUCAUUUUCAAGCCUAGAUACUCCUUCAAGAGAAAGGAAGUACGCUCCGGAGAAUUUCAGACGAUAGACCUUGAUUUUCCAAAUACCACAGAAAGCUACAAGCUUUAUUCUCAGAGAGUAAUUGCUAGUGACAUUAAGGAAUGUGUAUGCAGAGUUCCAGAUACUCCCUAUGAUGAGAGUGCAUAUGCAAAUAUCCCUAUGACGUCAUAUGAACUUCCAGAUGGACAAAUUAUUGAAAUUGGUGCUGAUCGAUUUAAGGUUCCUGAUAUUCUGUUUAAUCCAUCAAUAAUCCAGACUAUACCGGGAAUGGAGAAUUUUGCAGAUUCUUCUCUUGUUUCUGGCCUCCCACAAAUGGUUAUUGAGAGCAUUAAUAAAUGUGAUGUGGACAUUCGUAGAGAGUUGUUUAGCAGCAUUUUGCUUUCUGGUGGCACAGCAUCCAUGCAGCAACUAAAAGAGAGGCUUGAAAAGGAUCUAAUGGAGGAGAGUCCUCAAGCUGCAAGGGUGAAGGUAUUAGCUAGCGGAAACGCGACAGAGAGACGAUUCAGUGUAUGGAUAGGAGGGAGCAUUUUGGCUUCCCUUGGAUCAUUUCAGCAGAUGUGGUUCUCCAAAGGGGAGUGA